Molecule: messenger RNA, 2001 nt
Organism: Moneuplotes crassus
Lineage: Eukaryota; Ciliophora; Spirotrichea; Euplotida; Euplotidae
Source: the annotation of a GenBank genome assembly
AGGUACAGCAAAGUGAGUUUCAGCAGUGGAAUGAGGGUUUGAGUGUGAAUAGAGGAAGAUUGAGAAAAGUAUUCCGAAAUCAUGCUUGGACUAAAAUAAAUGGAGUACUAGUUGCAGAAUAUGAAGAAGUUUUAAAACUUUUAAAAUAAUCUCCAUUUAUUUCCAGAAUUCAUCACAAAUUAUGAAAUAAAGUCUCUUCUCAAAAUGAAAAAGAAAGAAAAUAGAGAACUCUUAUCUUUUGAUGAGGUUGAAUCCCUCCUUCACUCUAUAUGGAAUAAAAUAAAACAGAAGGAAAGAGAUGAGCCUCAAUCUCCAUCUAAAGGAAAGACUCGUAAAUAAAGUAGAUUUGAUAAAGCAUAUGUCGAAAGCAUGUAAGGAGAGCUAUCUCUUCUCAUUAAUAACAAAUGAAGAGAGGGUCAUCAGAAAAAAAUCAAAUGCACGCAGUAAAUCAAGGAACCGCUCUAGAGACAGGUCACAAAGAAAAAUAUUCAAAAUUCCAUCAAUGAAGAAAUUUCAGAAUGAAAGAAAGCUGAUUGACAACAUGGAGCCUAUUCAUACCCAGAUUGAUUUAACCUCGAAGGGAUUUAAAACUCCCAGCAACAAUAAGUCUAUUAAGAAAGAGUUGGAAGAAAGCACCGGGAUAUUCACUACCACUCAGAACUAUAUCGAGCGAGACCAGUUUGAAGAAUCCAGACAGGAAAUCAUGAAUAACAAAACUCUUAGUGGUAUGAAGAAGAGGUCGAGGUCGCAUAAAAGAGCGCCUAAGGAGCAUAUCCCCAAACCAGAUAAUACUAGAAAUAUGAAUAACCGACAAGUCAACACUUAUAAAAGACCAAGAAGAAUCAAGAGAGAGAGAUCCCCAAAUGUUACUUCUAUCGCUAUGGAUAACCAAUUGAAAAUGGCACUUAAAUUAUUAGGAAAUAAGGCUCAUUACAGAAGCCCUCAGAAGCAAAAACUGGAGAAGAGAGAAAGUAUUCCUAAAAAUUAUAAAGCUGGGAGCCAAGGAAUCGCCAAGCGCAAGAGGUCAUGUCCUGGCGUUGAUAGGAUACAAAGGGACAAUAAAAUCAGAGAUAAAAAAGGGUCAGUUGAGAGAGUCCAAUCGUCAAACAAUAUAUCGACUCUUCAACAUUUCUCUAAGAACCAAAAUAAAGCAAAAUUUGCUAAGAAGAGAUCAUUAGAGCCAAAGCUGAGACAUCAAACCGAGAAAUUUCCGAAUUCUACCAAAGCUCAGCUGCUAAAGAGACAUAAUUUCUUGAUGUAUGACAACCCCUUAGUUGACGCUAAGAGGAAGAACAUGAAUAAGAAAUUUGACAACUACACAAGAGAUCAACAAGAACCAGAAAACUUCGAAGUUCGUAGUAAAGGAGGGAAAUACACCUAUAUCGACCUAGAAGAUAGCGACCAAGAUGAUGGACCCCCUCAAAAGUCUACCAAGUCCAGGAAGGUAAAUGAGAUUAACAAGACAGAGCUUAAGGGAAGAAUGAAUAUUUUUAAGAAUCCUAGCUUGAAGGUUAUAUCACAAAAGGAGAGUCCUGAAGAGAAAGUCAAAAUUAACACUUUAUUCUCUAAUUUUCAAGCAAAUGCUAAUACUGAAGAUACGAAUAGAUUCAUGAACAACAGAUAUCGCCCUACUGAUCUUGAGUCCGGUAUGAAUGAUUGCAGUAUAAGGCUUUCAAUGACAGAUUCUGAAAAUUUCCAAAAUGAGAAAUUUGAACCCCCUGUUGAUGUUUCUGAGGAGGUAAUAGACCACCAUUCUCAGUAUUCUUCCAACCAGAGGUCAAAGUCUCGUAGUAAGAAUGCUGUAAAAGUACCGAAGUUUACUUACAAAAGUCAGAUCCCUACAAAGAAGAAUAGAUAUGAGAGAUCUUCCUCAUCAGAGGAGAACUUAGACAUCAGUGAGGAUCCUGAUGGCCACUGUAUGCAACUAGUCUCAAGAAGUAUCAUGAAAGAAGAGUUUAAGUUCAGGUAAAAUAUUUCGAAUUUUCAAUCCUUAUCUACUUG